UUGGUUCUAGGCCUUGGGGUCUUCUUCAGUCGAAGCAAAACCAGAGUCAGCUGACAGUUUGUUGCUCUACUCAACUCCACAAAGCACAGAGAGAAAAUACUCGUGCAGCUAAGGUCAUACAAGAGAGAGAGAGAGAGAGAGAGAGGGCCAAUGUCAUCAUCAUCAGGGGUUUUGAAGGGUUGCAGGGCUCUUAUGGCCGCCGCCAAGGCUGCCACUCCCAAAUCCUCUGCUGCAAAACCAAAACCAAAACCAAAGCCAAAGCCAAAGGCAGUCUCCAAGUCGUCGUCGUCGUCAAAAAUGGCACGACCCACCGGCAUUUUGAAGCUAGCCCCAGUCUCGCCAGCUCUCCACCAGUUCCUCGGCGUUCCCGAGGCUGCUCGCACUGACGCCGUCAAGAAGACCUGGGACUAUAUCAAACUCCACAACCUUCAGAACCCCACAAAUAAGAGGGAGAUUUGUUGUGACGAGAGGCUGAAGACGCUUUUUGAAGGGAAGGACAAAGUGGGGUUUCUAGAGAUUGGGAAGUUGCUAUCACGUCAUUUUGUGAAGACCAACUGACUGCUGAUGGUGAGAUCAACUUCUUUCUGGGGUACUCCUAACAUCUUGUAAAAAGUAGGUAGGAAGAAAGCAUAUAUGACUGUUUUUGGUGGUGUUAAUUGUAGUGUAACAUCAAUGUCAUUUAUGCAAAGAUGUUUGAAGUUGUGCCACAAUGAAUUUGGUUUCAAAAUUGUUGAUUUGUAGCAAACUAGUUGGAGCUUUAUGGUUUCUAUUCUCAUUAUAAUUCAGUGGAUUUCAAUUUUGAUGUUCUA
Camellia sinensis is the source of this 809-nucleotide messenger RNA. NCBI's taxonomy places the organism in Eukaryota, Viridiplantae, Streptophyta, Magnoliopsida, Ericales, Theaceae. The record is from RefSeq and is a predicted model, not a curated record.